Messenger RNA from Aspergillus pseudotamarii, 999 nucleotides. RefSeq names its product terpene synthase family protein. NCBI's taxonomy places the organism in Eukaryota, Fungi, Ascomycota, Eurotiomycetes, Eurotiales, Aspergillaceae. The coding region runs from base 1 to 999 and encodes 332 amino acids. The transcript is spliced from 4 exons. The record is from RefSeq and is a predicted model, not a curated record.
AUGCUCCGCUACGUAUACUCCGUCGAAGUUGAUAAGUCGGCCCUAGACGGUACGGGCUUUCGCACUACACUCCCUAUCCGCAUCCACCAGGAAGAUGACCUGGCACGGGCUGCCAGCGCCCAGCUCCUCAAAGACUAUAGCGCCGCCACGGAGCAGAAGUCUCUCGACCUGAGCUUGAGAGCAAGUUGCCCUCUUGGGCAUUUCGCAUCCCUCGUGAUACCCGAGUGUUGUCCCAAAAAGCUUUCUUACGCAGCUAAGAUGUUUGAAUAUAUGAACUUCGAAGACGAUCAACUCGACUCCCCGAAAUCAGCCGCUGAGAGACAUAAUGUAUCCGAGUAUAUCGCCAAUGGGGAGCGAAGCGGCUUCGGUCAGAUAUGCGGGACGAUUUGGGGAUUGCGCUCCAAAUAUCGGCGGCUGCAGAUAUCUCUGCUGGUAGAAGGGAUCUGGCUGUGCGGAGUUGGCAUCCUGUCGAUGGUAGCCGAUUUCAAAUCUUUCUGUCGGAUGAACGCGCAGGAGGCUAAGGCCACAUCGCUAGACGAGUAUCUGGUACAACGACUGACUGGCGGUGGUUUCAGAUACCUCCCGGACUUUAUUGGCCAUAUGAUGGGGAUGACACUGGUCACAAGUGAGAAAGUGGCAGUGCAUGAUGUCAUCCACCCCUUGCAGAUUGCCAUGGUGCUCUCAAACGACUAUUUCAGCUAUAAGAAAGACAAAUUGCUGCAUGAACGCCAAGAGCGGCAGGGUAUUGUCUAUAAUGCGGUUGCCAUUGUCGCCGAACAAGACUCACUCACCGAAGAGAAGGCGCUCAAAUCGAUUCAAGACAAGAUUCUUCAGGCUGAGCUAACCCACCACAAGGAGCUAGAAAACUUGAAACAGAACGGGUCAUGGUCGCAGAAUAUGGAGGGGUAUAUAGAAGCCUUCCGCUUGGCGACCGGUGGCACACAUCUGUGGGCUGCUACAACGCCUCGAAUGGCCGUGGACGCCCACGAUACCCGGUAA